Elaeis guineensis (African oil palm) is the source of this 1249-nucleotide messenger RNA. RefSeq names its product growth-regulating factor 4. Gene Ontology annotation, cellular component: nucleus. The record is from RefSeq and is a predicted model, not a curated record. Gene Ontology annotation, biological process: regulation of DNA-templated transcription; DNA-templated transcription; developmental process. NCBI's taxonomy places the organism in Eukaryota, Viridiplantae, Streptophyta, Magnoliopsida, Arecales, Arecaceae. Gene Ontology annotation, molecular function: ATP binding.
UACAUGAUUCUGUUGCUUCUGCCUGUUUCCAUCACCUCCUUUUGUUUCUUUCUUCUCUUCUCCUUAGAGCCCUGGGUGAUUUAAAGCGUUGGUCUUGUAAGGCUAAACCAAACCAAGUAACUAGUGAGAUGAUGAUGUAUGGGAGUGCAAGUAGAAGCAGAUAUCCCUUCACAGAAUCCCAAUGGCAAGAGCUGGAGCACCAGGCCCUCAUCUUCAAAUACUUAGUCUCAGGCAUCCCCAUACCAAAUGAUCUCAUCCUUCCCAUCAGGAGAAGCCUCCUGUUGGAUUCCCCAACACUGUGCUUUCCUCAUCUUCCUUCAGUGGCAGCUGGCUGGGGAUGCUUCCAGAUGGGUUGUGGGAGAAAGGUAGAGGACCCAGAGCCAGGGAGGUGCAGGAGAACCGACGGGAAGAAGUGGAGGUGCUCCAAAGAGGCCUGCCCAGAUUCUAAGUAUUGUGAGAAGCACAUGCACAGAGGCAAAAGAAGUUCAAGAAAGCAUGUGGACUUGUCUCUGGCCUCCAACCCAACAUCUUCCCGGCUGUCCUUUCCAUAUUCCCCUCUUCUUUCCUUGUCACCACCUGAGGCCCACCAUGUUCUUUUCCCCUCUUCAUCCUCUUCAGAAUCUCCUAGUAUGGGCUUCUCACCCCAGUAUAAUAUUCCCUAUUCUCAUUUAGAUACUGUGUCCCUCUCAGCUGAUAGAAGUAACAGGGAGCUUUGUGCACUCAAGGAGGAUGUAAAUGAAUACAACUUCUUCUCGGAAGACUCUGGGGCACAAAGGGAGGGGAAGUUCACGCCACUGGGGUUGAGCUCCAUGGGUGAGACUCAACAGAGCUCUGAUCAAAAUCUGAUCACUAACUUCGCAAUUGCUUUGGCUUCUGAGGACGACAAGGUUGUGGAGUCGGAGGAGGACUCCCGAAAGCCAGGUCCUUUCGACUGUUUCUUUAAUGAGUGGCCGCAGAGAAGCAAAGGAGCAUGGAUAAGUUUGGAGGAAAACGAGUCGAAACGAGCAUCCUAUUCGAACACCCAGCUCUCGAUUUCCAGUUCCCAGUAUCACAAUGAUGAUUGAAUUAUGAAGACGAGCUUACUUUCCAAGAGAAGUGAUCGAAGGUUCAUGGAACGCUGUCAAAUUGUUGUCAAUAUGUUUGAGCUCUCCAUCCUCUUUCUUUUCCCGUGGUCUUGUUGGUGUUGUUUCUUUUUUGUUGUAAGUUGUCGGUCUAGUUUCAAUAAAUGAGAAGAAGCGCUUGAUCUUAU